Odocoileus virginianus texanus is the source of this 2506-nucleotide messenger RNA. RefSeq names its product acid phosphatase 2, lysosomal (gene ACP2). NCBI's taxonomy places the organism in Eukaryota, Metazoa, Chordata, Mammalia, Artiodactyla, Cervidae. Gene Ontology annotation, cellular component: lysosome. Gene Ontology annotation, biological process: dephosphorylation; lysosome organization. The record is from RefSeq and is a predicted model, not a curated record. Gene Ontology annotation, molecular function: acid phosphatase activity.
CAAGGGCCUUUGACCUGACUUCCUGGAGCAGUGAGUCCCUCCCCAAGCUCUCAGAGUCACAAAGAUCUGAAGCCAGACUGGCUGCACCUAUAAUCCUAGCGUUUUGCAGUCUGAACAUCCUGUGCAACCCAACUCGUUUGAGAAGAGGCACGGCAUCGUGAUUCUAAUUAUCUAAAACUUGGACGUGGACGGGUGGGAGGACAAGGAAAAGGACUGGAAAAGACAGCACCUUAGCUCUGCUCAGGAAAUGAGCAGCAGGCUAGACUGGGACCAACCUCCGGCAUACAGGAAGUCCAAAGGGCUGGUACACCCUGUGCCCUACACCCCGAUCAAGCCUUCUUUCGGGGAAUGGAGUCUACCCGAAGGGUGCGUCCGGGCGGCUGCUGCAAGUGUCACCCAGAGGGUUCCAGCCUCUGUACUGCAUAGACUACAGCGGUGAUGGCGGGCAGGCGGUUUGGCUGGAGCCGGGCGGCUCUUCCCCAACUGAUUCUUUGUGUGAACCUAAUGGUGAUGCCACCCACCCAGGCCCGGACUCUGCGUUUCGUUACCUUGCUGUACCGACACGGAGACCGCUCUCCAGUGAAGACAUAUCCCAAGGACCCCCAUCAGGAAGACAAAUGGCCCCAGGGCUUUGGUCAGCUAACCAAGGAGGGGGUGCUCCAGCACUGGGAACUAGGCCAGGCUCUGCGACAGCGCUACCGUGGCUUCCUCAGUGCCUCUUACCACCGGCAAGAGGUUUAUGUGCGAAGCACAGACUUUGACCGGACGCUCAUGAGUGCGGAGGCCAACCUGGCUGGACUCUUCCCGCCCGACGAGAUGCAGCGCUUUAACCCAAACAUCUCUUGGCAGCCUAUCCCCGUCCACACUGUGCCCAUCGCCGAGGACAGGCUGCUGAAGUUCCCGUUGGGCCCGUGCCCCCGCUUUGAACAGCUGCAGAACGAGACCCGGCGGACACCCGAGUAUCAGAACGAGAGUGUUCAGAAUGCACAAUUCCUAGAUAUGGUGGCCAAUGAGACAGGGCUUACGGACCUGACGCUGGAGACCGUCUGGAAUGUCUACGACACGCUCUUCUGCGAGCAGACACACGGGCUGCCCCUGCCGCCCUGGGCCUCGCCCCAAACCAUGCAGCGUCUGAGCCGGCUGAAGGACUUCAGCUUCCGAUUCCUCUUCGGGAUCUACAAGCAGGCAGAGAAGGCCCGGCUGCAGGGGGGCGUCCUGCUGGCUCAGAUACGGAAGAACCUGACGCUGAUGGCAACCGCCUCCCAGCUCCCGAAGCUGCUGGUCUACUCUGCGCACGACACCACCCUGCUGGCUCUGCAGAUGGCGCUGGGCGUCUACAACGGUGAGCAGGCCCCCUAUGCGUCCUGCCACAUGUUUGAGCUGUAUCAGGAGGACAGUGGGAAUUUCUCGGUGGAGAUGUACUUCCGGAAUGAGAGUAACCGGGCCCCCUGGCCCCUGACCCUGCCCGGCUGCCCUCACCGCUGCCCGCUGCAGGACUUCCUCCGCCUCACGGAGCCCGUCGUGCCCAAGGAUUGGCUGCAGGAGUGCCAGCUGGCAGGCGGGCCCGCAGACACAGAGGUGAUCGUGGCCUUGGCUGUCUGCGGUUCCAUCCUCUUCCUCCUCAUAGUGCUGCUCCUCACCGUCCUCUUCCGGGUGCAGGCCCAGCCUCCUGGCUACCGCCACGUUCCAGACGGGGAGGACCACGCCUGACAACCACUCAGCCCCCUUCCCUCUGCCUCCUAGGGGAGGUGGGCUGGGCCCUUGCUCCUGACUGCUGCUGCUCCCCAGCCCAUGGACAGGAGACCCUGGGUUGGGCCUCCCUCUGAUCACCCGCACCUAGAUGAACAAGUGAGGCUCAGCUUGGCCCGAGGCACCUGUCACCCAGCAUCCACGUGCCUGACAUUAACCAAGUACUGUGUUGGACACUGGCUUCCUCCAAACAGAAUGUGCCUCCUCCGUGCUCCCUUCUGAGGACAUGAAAUGUAGACAAGUGCUCCAGUUUCACUCAGGACCUAGGAGAAAAAGACUGAAGGAGACGGUGCUUGAUCUGCUUGGCCUCUCCAUCAAACCCUGCUCUCUCUUCCAACCCAGAGUCUCUGGCAGAUGGCCCUGAGGAUACAGUCUUGCCUCUCACCUCUCAGUGCUUAUUUUAGUGGGAAGAAAGUCCCAACACUGGGGGUACAAACACUGGCUGCCAGGGAACCAGGUCACCCAAGAGCCAGCCAGUGACGUUUGUCCAGCUGAAGCCACCGUUAACUCGAGUGAGACGUAAUGCCUUCAGCAUCUUUGUCACCCCUCACCUUGAGCCGGUUGGAAGGAGGUUUGUGCUUGGGAGGGAGUCAGGGGUGGCGGAGAGGGGACGGUGAGUUGUGGUACAGAAUCCUGAAACCACUGUCCCCACCCUUAGUGGGAGUGGGAUCCCUAGGUUGUGAGCUGAACAGCUCUAGACUGUGGCCCAGAAUAGGACUGAGACAGCUUCCAGAGAAUGAAGGUUUGGGACUCCCAA